GGAAUCUUUCUCCACUCCAUAUUUCCACUGCCGAAGCUGAUUUCUGAAUGCUUGUACUGAUUUAGCAAAUCUUACUUGCUUAUCUUCUCAAUUAGUGUUUUUCUUCUGUAUGGACUGCUCAAGAUUCGGUUAGGUUGUGGUGUGUUAGAGUUCACGGAGAUAGAUUUUUAUGAUAGAGAUAUAGCUGUGGUAGUGAUGAUCAACAUAUUCUUGUAACCUAUAUUGAGCAAAGUGUCUGUUUCUGGGAUGGCCUCGACAAGUGGCUCUAGAGGUCCGGUGAGUUUGCAACAAAGAGUUGUUAGGAUUCAGCAUUCUACCAAGGAGAAUGAUCACAAAUCUACUAGUGAGCCAAAGGUGAUUGAUCUUGAGCAAUCAGUUGAUCCUGAUGAGGUGUGUCUGAUUUUGCCUAGAGAAGAUGCUGAGUCCAACAAAUCUGCUAAUAAUGAUUUUGAUACCUCAGAGUCCAAUAUCUCUUUCUCCGGGUCUGAAAGGGAAUCUAAAGCUCAAGAUCUUGAGCUAAUCAACAUUAGAAGUUCACUGGAACCUUCCUUUGAUCAGGGAAAGGAAUCAUCUGGGAUAGGGAGUGUAAUAGUUAGUUAAUUGAGAGUGGAAAGAGCAGCAUGUGUUGGGAAAGUACAAGCAGUGAUGUCAGUAAUGAGAGCACCUCUAGCACCAGCUUUAAUAGCAGCAUCAAUAAGCCUCACAAAGCAAAUGAUGUUCGAUGGGAAGCCAUCCAAGCUAUCCGCUGCAGGGAUGGUGCAUUGGGUUUGAACCAUUUCAGGCUCCUAAAACGGCUGGGUUGUGGAGACAUUGGCAGUGUUUAUCUGGCUGAGUUGAGCGGAACUAAAUGUUACUUUGCGAUGAAAGUAAUGGACAAGGCAUCUCUAGCAAGUCGCAAGAAGCUUGUUCGUGCUCAGACAGAAAGAGAGAUAUUACAGUCCCUAGACCAUCCGUUCCUUCCUACUCUGUACAUCCAUUUUGACACUGAUAAGUUUUCAUGUCUGGUGAUGGAAGUCUGUCCUGGUGGAGACUUGCAUACUCUUCGUCAAAGGCAACCAGGAAAGCACUUUUCUGAGCAAGCAGCCAAGUUUUAUGUUGCUGAAGUGCUGCUAGCUCUGGAGUAUUUGCACAUGCUUGGUAUUGUUUAUCGUGACCUUAAGCCUGAAAACAUUCUUGUUAGGGAUGAUGGACAUAUAAUGCUCUCAGACUUUGAUCUUUCUCUUCGUUGUGCUGUUAACCCAACUUUGGCAGCUGAGGCGUUUGCUGUUUGGUAUUUGUUUUGAGAAAAGGUGGGAGUCGAAUGAGUUGGGCUGGGCGAGGGAGAAGGAGAAGGAGAAGAAGAUGGGGACUCUGUCAUCUCCAGCUCGGUA
Molecule: messenger RNA, 1370 nt
Organism: Salvia splendens (bonfire salvia)
Lineage: Eukaryota; Viridiplantae; Streptophyta; Magnoliopsida; Lamiales; Lamiaceae
Product: serine/threonine-protein kinase D6PKL2-like
Exons: 4
Coding region: 621-1283 (220 amino acids)
Biological process (GO): protein phosphorylation
Molecular function (GO): protein kinase activity; ATP binding
Source: RefSeq, a predicted model, not a curated record